GUAAUGCACUCUUAAAUUCUGUACAAAGAAAAGUCCUGUUGUUUUCUUGCAGUGUUUCUCUGACAAAAAUACAGACCCAUUUUCAUAUUUUAUCACUUCACAAUUGCGCUUUCGUUCGAUAAAUCUUAUUUUUCCUAAAGAAAGCUCAUUUCCCAAUUUACAUACUAUCCACGCAAUCCGAAAGUGGGCGUCCCGUGAUUGCAUUUCAUCCAGUUAGCUGAGCGGUGUGUUUGCGUGCACAUUUCCCCAUUUUACUUAUUAAUUCGAUUAAUCUGGCUGCUCUGGUGAAAAGCAUUAGCUUGACUGAGGAGAGUGAGCCCCUGGUACUGGGUUGGGGUCUCUGAGACCCGCUUGACCCCGUUACGAACCAACCACUCUUCACCCGAUUACCAACUACGAUCCCGUCUAUUUAUAACAGGAGGCUGGGCCUUUGUUAGAUCGUUUCAGCUCAGGAUUAUUAUCACGAUUUCAGAGGUUACAAAGAAACAAGGCAGCCAAUACAGCUGACUAGAACCACAAUCAUAGAUACGGAUUAGUGUUGAUCGAAUAAACGAAAAUUGGAUGAUACCUGAGUUAUAGCUUUGAAUUGUGUUGUCGUACAGAGAAGUUGAGCUGUUGCUGACCUGAAGACGGAAUAGCUGCAAUCAGACCCAGACAUAGCUUUCAAUAAUUUACCCUCAGAAGUAGAACAGAUAUUCCUCACUUUCACUCUCAUUUUGUUUGCCUUAUCUCCCGGCUCUAAAUUGCUUUCACUCUUUCGAGACUUACUUGAGAGAAAGUUUAUUUUAAGCUUUGCUGCUGUGCUGAGCCGCACAGCAUCAAAUGAGACUACUGAUAAGUAACCUCAUGUUCUUCUGGUGCGCUUUUUUCCUGUCUACUUGCUAGUUGCUCCAAGCUUGAAAUUACUUUUCCAUCUCUCUCACUAGGUCGCUGCGCCUCUGUGGGCACUAAAAUCAUCAAAGUGCUCAGUGCCCCCUCAUCUAUUUCUUACCCUGCAUCAGUUGUGUUGUUGUAACUGUAAGGUCAAAUACAUCAGCUAAGAUGGAUUGGAGCUAAAUGGCACCACUGUACCACCAGUCUGCGCCACCCAUUCAGCUUCUCUGAUCACCUCCUUCUCGCCCUCUGAAUUCCCUGUCCUGUAUCACAUCAUCAUCACCGCCAUAGUCCCACUCACACUUCCUCAGCAGACCACUGCCACCACUCUCCUUUGUUCAUACUGUUUGCACAGCAACUACUCUACCGAAAUGAGCAACGCUGUAAACGCAACGAACACCAACAGCAGCAGUAUUAGUGUUAUAAAUACUGAUGGUGUGUCUGCUUCAAGGAAAAGUUCAGUCUCUGAUGAGGCGGCGGAGAAUCCAGAGGAAAUAAAUACAUGUGCAGUCGCUUCAAAAGGUAUUUAUAAUGAUAUUUAUAAAGCAACUGACGCGGGAUCGAGCAAAGAUUCAAAAUCGCACAUGCAGUCUCAAAAAUCGACAGAGUCGAAUGACCUGAAAGGAGAAGCAGGGGCUACCGUUGCCUGCGAGUCGGACUGGACAUCGCCGGUGAAAAGUGUAAAUAGAGGCGUUGCAUCAUCUGGGUCCUCAGUUUCAGGAGCGGCUAAUCCCCCUCUCUCACUGGCCAAGAAAGCGACCAAGUUCGAGAUCAUCAGCGUACAGGAGGUCGAGAAUGACGAAGUAGACGAUGGGGAAGAGAGCGGAGAAGACGUGGAAGACUCUGUCACUGAGCUGAACUCCAAUCAGUCACGAGGCAGCUUCAGCAACGAAGAAUACUCUAAAGAAGCGCCGCUAUCACAGACUGUAACCAAUCUCCUUGUUGCAAAAGAUGCACCCAUGGUAGGAGGACAGAGCAAUGAUAAUGGGAACAAUGAAUCAACCUUAUUGGAUUCAAAAAUGCCCAUGAAAGACGGAAAUAAGGCCAGUAUAUCUAAUGCGCCAUAUAGCAGAACUAACUCAGAAGAACUCGCUGCCAAUGGACACACAGUAUUAUCUUCCACCACUCUUUCCCGAAUGCAGCCCAAGGUUGUGUCCAACAAACGAGCUCUGGAAAACAACAUUUCUUCUAUUGCUCCCCAUGGCCAGUUAGUUGUGAGCGAAGCUUAUUGUAGCCAAGGCUCGCCCCCAAAUGGAAUAGCUGAUGACGGUGCUGUAGGAGUACCGAUUAAUCAGACUCAGUCCAACGUAGCGUUGAAUACAAAUCCUAAUUCAUCCACACUAUCAGCUUCAGUUUCGCAUCAUCCACACUCUAAUGUUUUGCCAUCGAGGUUCCGGGUGGUCAAAAAGGUGAAGCCGUACCAUGGGAAACGAGGCAGAUGGGAUUGUAAUGACGUCCCCUCCGACGUAAUCAUGAGGAGCACCAACUCAAAUGCCGUUCCAGCUAAUUCAAACCACCCCACAAUCAUCGCUGCCCACGCCAACUUAGCCGGUGGAGUCAGUCCGGAACAUCAGCAGCAGCAGAUGUACAAUUCCAACGCAGCCCUCACCAGAGUCAUGUGUCAGCACGUGAAUUCAAACAAUGCCUCCUUCGCAUCUGCCGAAGACAUGAGUGGGUCGAACAAGAACCCCAUUCAUGUACCCUUAGUUAGUCACGUGACUUCCUCUGGCAACAGCCAGAAGGGCAACUUGCAGGAGAAUCAGAUUGGAUUCCAUCCAAUUGCGUCGCUGGAUGAGGCACUAAGUAAUGCUGUUACGGGGGAUGCGAUAUCAGAAAGGAAGCAGUCUCUGCCCAACUGGGAAUCGGGAGGCACCUUGGCUAAUGGGGACGUGAGUGCGAGCAAGAAUCAUGCAGCUAUCUUUGCUGCUGUUGCUACUAGGUGUGGAUCUUCUCGUUCGGAUGAAGACAGUGGCGGCAGCUCUGAAGCAGGCGCACGAGGAGCUCUUGAUGACGUCACCAGGAAGCUGGAGCAAGUAAUGGAGGUGGUGAAGUCUCAUGUGGUGAUGACUGUACAAGAAGAAUUCGAAAUGGUCAAGUCUGAGCUGGAGAACAUAAAAGCGAGAAAUAUUCAACUGGAAAAAGAAAACUCUUUCCUGAGACAGCAGCAGCACGGUAACAGUAAGAAGAGAGAUGCAUCGAUUCAAGUCAACUCGUCAACUAUGACAGCCAACCAGGAAUCGAUCGCAUCAAAUAUCAAGAAUGAAGAGGCCACAUCAUCAGGCGUGGAAAAGCUUGCUACUGUUCGGCCGAGCUCCAGUUCUCCAGCAGUCAGUAUGCCCUACGUUGUGCUCGGCAUUGGCAAUGCAUCUAGUUCCAAUAUUGCUUUGAACUACCACACAAACCACAACGAGUUCCAGCCAGUGUUUCAGCGUCCGACGCAGUUGCAAUCUCUAGGCUAUUAUCCAAUGUCUUUCAUGCAAAAUGCACCCACUAUUACUCACGCUCUCCCUGGUGCCUCACAUCAUCAGAAGCUCUCGACAUCUUCAGAGGAUCAGAAUCACGGUUUGAAUGGAAUGCUGACAUUGGAAGCUUCCGGCACUACCAAUGCUCAGCAGCUUCAGACUUCUUAUUCCAAAGGGGGUUCUGAUUCUGGUAGAAGCUCCCUGGAACCAACGAAGGAGAGAAAUCAAUCAUUUGAUUCUGCUUCCCAGCAGUCGAUGGCUAAUGAUUCGACAAUCAAUGGAAAUCAACAGCUGUUGCAAUAUCAGUCUCUGAACUUUGCACAGCAGCCUUCAACUAAAAGUAACUUGAUCAGUGGUGCCAAUCAGAAUAUAGGGACUUCUUCCAAUGCGUAUGCCUCAGUGCAAAACAUGGUUCAAAUUCAAUCCAAUAGUGAUGCUAGUUCUUCUGCCUCGGAUCAGACUCACAUGUUGCAGCAGCAGCAGCAGCAGACUCUUUCUGUGAUUCCUGCUCAGCAGGUGUCGCAAUCUCAGCAGCAGCAAUUUGCGGCAGCAUUUCAACAUUCUCAUCUGAAUACGAUUGCUGGUGGACUAAUGCCGGUGCAACAGGUUCAGCCUCAACAACAAUUAUUUUAUAUGCCGCAAGUAGCGCUGCAGCCAAUUCAGCAGUCACAUGGAUUCAGCUUUUCCAUGGUGCCACAGAUGCAAAACCACUCUGCCUUGUAUCUUCCCCAAUCAAAUAUGGUCGCCCAUGCCACCGGAACCGCAGCUCCUCCUCAGCAACAAGUAGCCGGAAACCCUUACGCACACCAGUUCGUUAAUACAGCCGGGCUAAAUUUCUACAACGGAAAUUCACCAGCCAUGUAUUUUCCCCAAAAUUCUGCACAACACAACACUGCAUACGUAGCCUGUACCUCAAACGCCCAACCUACAGUCUUGACAGCCUCAAAUGGGGGCGCCAUCAGCCAGAUGGCCAUGAAUGGAAGCGACAUGCAACAUGCCGCCGCCGUCCAGCCCAUUCAAGGUCAAGUGGUGGUAACUGCAUCUGAGUCCAACCCCAAUAGACAAUCUUCCAAUGGAGGAGGAGGAGGUGCCUGUGCCUCCCAGUCUUUGCCAAGUGCGGCCCAGUGUUUGGCCCAGCAACUAUUCAGAGGAAACAUCCCGCCAGCAUCCCAGAACAUGAAUAGCUGAGGUAUGUCAGCAUAAAGGAGUGCCAGUCAAUGCGACAACUUAAGUGUGCUGACACAAUGUUAACUUCAAUAACCAAGUCGAUCACAAAGAAUAAGGGGGACUGUUUUUGAAAACCCUGCUAAUUGUGCUGUUAGAUUAUCAUAUCAAUUAAAUUGGAAGACGUAGGUAUUUUUGGGUCGACGAAAUUUUGAAACCAUCUAACUGUUUAUCUGUAUGUGGACUCAAAAUGGCCAUUGGACUGGUUGGACUUAAGUGGUGUAUGGGUUAUUUUCUGAAAUGCUUCCUUGUUAAGAGUAAUUAACGUAGUUAGGACUCUUAUAUAUGU
Symsagittifera roscoffensis is the source of this 4848-nucleotide messenger RNA. RefSeq lists its product as uncharacterized. NCBI's taxonomy places the organism in Eukaryota, Metazoa, Xenacoelomorpha, Acoela, Convolutidae. Gene Ontology annotation, biological process: regulation of transcription by RNA polymerase II. The record is from RefSeq and is a predicted model, not a curated record. Bases 1245 to 4523 code for a protein of 1092 amino acids. The transcript is spliced from 3 exons.